This is a messenger RNA of Durotheca rogersii, 1623 nucleotides long. Its product is annotated as alpha/beta-hydrolase. The coding region runs from base 449 to 1453 and encodes 334 amino acids. Gene Ontology annotation, cellular component: membrane. Gene Ontology annotation, molecular function: lipase activity. The transcript is spliced from 2 exons. Lineage: Eukaryota; Fungi; Ascomycota; Sordariomycetes; Xylariales; Xylariaceae. The record is from RefSeq and is a predicted model, not a curated record.
CGAAUAUCCCAUCAACGUUUCGUUCGCCCUUCUGAUGCUUCGCCAGCUUCGGCCCCGCGUCCACGUCUUGACAACUUGACAACAACCCGGAGCCAGGGCCAGUGGGGAUUUUCCGCCGCUUCUCAUUCAGCCAAGCACCAGCUUUCCCCCUCGUUAGAGAGCCUAUAAAAGGACCCCUGCCGUUCCUCUCUAGCUGGCUCUCUUCUCCCGGCCUGGCUUACUACACCCUACAUGUCUGCAACCUCAGCCAUCCGACAACAUAUAAGAGCCGACGUGAAACGCUCCUUAAUCUCGGGCCUCAUGUUUUCGUCCUUCGGGCACGAACAUUGAUAUUCAUUCGACCAACCGGUUGGAUUCCCUCCCCAUCAUCUCCGACACACCAACAAUUCGUUGAUUCCUACCUAACCUCCGUAAUUUCAACCGAGGUCCGACAAAAAACCCAAACCAGAUGGCAGACGUUAAAGUCGUCGAGGGCAGCUUUCAAGUUGACGACGGCGUGAGCCUCUUCACCAAGUCCUGGCUACCCGCCGACGGGCCCCUGAGGGCCAAGAUGAUAAUGGUCCACGGCUUCAACGACCACGUGGAUCGGUACUACGAUUUCUUCCCGAGCCUCGCGCGCCGCGGCAUCGCCGUCCACGCCUUCGACCAGCGCGGCUGGGGCCGCAGCGUCAAGACCCCCGCCGACCGCGGCCGCAGCGGCGCCACCCCGGCCGUGCUCGCGGAUAUCGCCGCCUUCCUCCGAAGCCACCUGCCGCCGGAGAAGGAGGACGGCGAGCGGGCCGCGGAAGGGGCCGGGGGGGCCGGGGGCGCCGACGUGCCCGUGUUCGUCCUCGGCCACUCCAUGGGCGGCGGCGAGGUCCUCGCUCUCGCCAGCACGCCGCAGUACGCCGACCUCAUCGCGCGCGUGCGCGGCUGGAUCCUCGAGGCACCGUUCCUGGGGUUCACGCCCGCCGCGCAGCCGAGCUGGCUGACGAUCGCGUCGGGGCGGCUCGCCGCGCACGUGGUGCCGCACUUCCGGCUCGUGCGCCCCAUCCCGCCGGCGCACCUGUGCCGCGACCCGGCGGUGCAGGCGAGCCUCGCGGCCGACACGCUGCUGCACGAGACGGGCACGCUCGAGGGCCACGCCGCCAUGAUCGGGCGCGCCGAAGACCUCACCGGCGGCCGCCUCCGGCCCCUCCGCCCCCAGGUCCGCUCCCUGCUCGUCGCCCACGGCACCGCCGACGCCAUCGCCAGCUUCGAGCGCGUCCGCGCCUGGGCCGACGAGGCCCGCCGCCCCAGCCGCGGCCCCGACGCCCUCGAGGACCUGGUGUUCAAGGCGUACGAAGGCUGGUUCCACCAGCUGCACGCCGAGCCCGGACGAGAAGAGUUCUACAAGGAUGUCGGCGACUGGAUCUUGGAGCGGAGCGGCGGCGGCGAGGGCCUGCCCCCGGCGGCGCCCGAGGCCAAGCUGUAAGGGAGCGCUAAACUCCGAAGACCCCCAGUCCCCGGCGAGGGGCGGUACCGUGGUAAUGGCAGUAGUGGUGGCACUAAGGGUGCGAGUCUCUGACACAGGAGCGUAUAUGACGCGAUGCAGAAGCCGCUUUUUUCAAAUCUACGGGGACUUCCGGGACAAUCCCCCCCCCC